AUGAGAUCCUCCGUGUCUUGCGAGAUAUGGACCGCCAGCGCGCCGAAGACCGAACCCGCCGCCGUGAAGCUCAAUCCCGAUUUGCUGCACAGACGCCGCCGCCCGCCACUCCAUCACCGAAACGACCUAGACAAGAGCAAGCGCCUCUCACUCCGCCGCCGACGCAGCCAAGGCGCUCCCCAAAGACCCCGGCCGAUGCGAGAAACCGUUCAACUUCAACGAGACUCUGUCGAAUCCAUACUGCAUCACUACAACGCCACUUUCCGCGUCAAGGAGCAGGCAUCAUCGACAAGAUCCUGGUGCAACGAAGUUCCGGUUGCCCUCCAGGUAGAGGCUGCUAAAUCUUUCUACCAAGCGUUUACCGAGGAACGGACGUUGCCGGUUUCCCACUGCGUCUUCUGCUAUAGGAAGACACCGCCUUGCGAACUCGCCACCAUACAGUGGAGGGAUCGCUUGUCGCCCUCCAUGCUGCAGGCGACCAAGACUGUCCAAGAGUGUGGCGCGUGCCUUCCGUCACACGAGGGCGCCAGAGUUGACGUGUGCCGCGAGUGUCGCGCCGGCUUCGACAGUGGACGGCUGCCCAAAGCCUGCUCGGUCAACAACAUGGCCAUCGGUUGCGAACAUCGGUACCCCGAAGAGCUUGAUGACCUCUCCCCCGUUGAAGAGAGACUCAUUGCCCUGCAUGCACCUUUUGGCUAUAUCACCAAGUUCACGGUCGACAACAAGACCCGUUCGGGAAUCAGCUACCGCAAGCACGUGAAAGGACACAUCGUCGUCUUCCCGAACAAAGUGGAUGAUCUUGUGGCCACGGUUCUUCCUCAUCCCUUACUGCAGGCCAUUGAGAACAUCCACGUCUCUUGGAGCGGUUCGACUCAACCAUCCCCUGGUGAGCCGGCGACUCUUGUCCCCGACUCGGCUGCCAUCGGCCUGGAAGUUGACGCCGUCUGUGAGAUGUCUGCUUCCGGCAUGUUUCCUCUCAAUGGACCGGCUGCCUUCGCCGAGACCGAUAAACUGUCGUUUCUGGCCGACAUCGUCAACGCCAAUCCGGAUCGACAUGGCAACUCUGUGCCGCUCGAGCAAGCGUAUGCGAACUUGAACGAGGACCGACUGAAGAGAGCCGAGGCGGAGAUGCGGGAGGCAAGGACCACGUCGGACCCUGACAUAUCGGUCUUGCUUCGCGAGCUGUCGAUUUUGGCCACACAGCCGCUCUCGAACGAAUCCCGUUUGCUUAUGCGGAGGAAGAUACAAGCUGUUAACAUUUGGGCCGGUAUGCCUGCAGUUUGGAUUACCAUCAGUCCCAACGACAUUAAUAAUCCGAUAAAGAUGAAACUUGCCAUUCAUAGGCUGCACGAUUAUGACUCUGCAAUGGAGCUUUUAGCCGAUCUCCGUGAAAGGUACGACAGAAUCGCCCUCAGCACCAUGGAUCCGGUUAGCUCGGCCAUCUUCUUCCACCGAGAAAUAUCCUUAUUCUUUGACAAGUACGUGAACACGGGCCAGGAAUCGAUCUUUGGAAAGAUUAGCCACUACUACGCCACGGUGGAAACGAACGAGCGAGGCAGCCUCCACUUGCAUGGACUCCUCUGGCUGGACGGCAACAUGCGGUUACCGAACCUGGUAGACGAUAUGGCCAAUCCUGCGGAAGAAGGAUACCGUGCCCAGGUGACCCGGAAGCCCAUCCAUCCCGUGGAGGAGGUCAUGACCAGCACCUCGGCUCUCACUGCGGCCUUCGAAGACGAAUCCAACUUCAUCGCGUACUGUUGCCAAGUGCACUCCCACACGUACACCUGCCUCAAGUAUUCUCUGAAGGGGAUCGUUGAACAGGGUGCAGAUCCACAGAGACGGACGGCCUGCCGCUUCAAAGCACCGUGGAAGAUCGUCGACGAGACAGGGUUCACAGAGGACGGCUUGCUUCAGAUCCGGCGCAACCAUCCACUCGUCAAUCGGUAUAACAAGUCAUUGGCGGUCGGCCUUCGUCAUAACCAUGACGUCUCGAUGAUCUUGACCAAAACCAAGGGCCUGGCCAUGGUGUACUACAUCACGAACUACGCCACCAAACUGGAUACGCCGAUGUGGAAACGCAUUGCUCUUGCCGCCGAGGUUGCCCGCCAACUUCGCGAAGCCGGUCGUCCGACGUCUCGCGCACCAGAUCCCACCCUGCCCGACGACAGGCAGCAGGCCGUAUUGAAUGAAAGCCGUCAAUUCCUGAUGAGAACGGCAAAUCGGAUCUUCUCCGAGCGACAACUCUCGGCCGUAGAGGUCUGUUACCAUCUCCUUGGAUAUGACACCGACUUUACCAACGUGCCGCAUUGGUCUUUCCUGAACCUGACGGCGCUCUAUUGGGCAAUCUUUCGGCUAUGGGCAUCUCCGCCAUCAGGCCGGCGAGCUGACGGACGCUGA
Molecule: messenger RNA, 2397 nt
Organism: Hirsutella rhossiliensis
Lineage: Eukaryota; Fungi; Ascomycota; Sordariomycetes; Hypocreales; Ophiocordycipitaceae
Product: ATP-dependent DNA helicase PIF1
Exons: 4
Coding region: 1-2397 (798 amino acids)
Source: RefSeq, a predicted model, not a curated record